CCUCAAACGAUUGAGCAAUUGCUUUGAUCAUUGUGAUCAGCAGGUUAGAGCAAAAACGUUUUCUGAAAUUAUUUACACCGAUCAAUUUAAUACUUUUUGUAUAGAAAUUACUUUAUUACGGAAAAAAUAAUACUCCAAAAGUUCUCAUAACUGUGAAUCUCUUUAAUAAUUAAUGCAUAAAAGUAAUAUCAAUAGAUCUUGUUCAUAAUCAUGAAGUCAUUGCGAAUAAGUUUGUGCCUGGUCGUAGCAAUUUGCGCUUUAGGCUCCAAAUUAGUUUUAGCAGAAGAUAGUGGAAUUGCAUUAACUAAAUUUGGAUCAAAAACUGGACCUACGAUCAAAUUUUUUUAUUGUUACUCCUGCGGUUAUAAACGAGUAUUCGAUGAAUAUGUAAACAUUCUCAAACAAAAGUAUCCUGAGCUUAAAAUUCAUGGUCAAAACUACGAACCUUCAGGAUAUAAUAUGUUUAUAGCAAAAUUUUUGGGAUUCGCAAAAAUUAUAGUCAUCUUUUUGAUAAUAAGUGGUGUGAAUAUAACUCAAUGGCUCGGUCAACCUCAACCGUUUUGGUGGGAAUGGUGUCUUAAUAAUAAAUUCUAUGCUUGUAUUAUGAUAUUUUUCGUUUGUAAUGCGGUGGAAGGACAAUUAAUAUCAUCAGGAGCAUUUGAAAUUCAUUUCAAUGAUGUUCCAGUUUGGUCAAAGUUAGAAACUGGACGUGUUCCACAACCACCAGAACUAUUCCAAAUAAUUGACAACCAUAUCCAAAUGUUGUUCCCAGAAAGAGAUUCUAUGUCUUUUAACAAAUAGCUAAAUAAUAUUGAUGACAAAGAAUGAUUAAUAUAAAGCGAAUGUGAUUACAUAAUUUACAUAAAUAUUUAAAGUAAGAACGACUAUAUAGGUAAAGUUUUCAACAAUUUUCCAUGGAAAUUGACAUUCUUAUGUCAAGAAUAAUUUACAUUAAUUAUUGGAUUAAAGGGAUUCGUUAAAAUCCUGUCUUGUGAGAUUGAUUAAUCAUUUAAUAUAAAAUUAAUCAUUGACGAUAAAACGGGUUCAUAUAAGAAUUAAAUUAUUAUCAUAGGUUGUAUCUACAUGUAUAUAAUAGUUAACAUUGGCAUCUGAAAGUGAAUGGAAUGAAUUAAUAAAAGUAAUUUACAGGACAGCUAGAUAAACUA
Messenger RNA from Chelonus insularis, 1166 nucleotides. It is a transcript of the gene SelT, whose product is annotated as selenoprotein T. The record is from RefSeq and is a predicted model, not a curated record. The transcript has 4 exons. NCBI's taxonomy places the organism in Eukaryota, Metazoa, Arthropoda, Insecta, Hymenoptera, Braconidae. The coding region runs from base 211 to 801 and encodes 196 amino acids. Gene Ontology annotation, cellular component: endoplasmic reticulum membrane. Gene Ontology annotation, molecular function: thioredoxin-disulfide reductase (NADPH) activity. Gene Ontology annotation, biological process: cell redox homeostasis.